Messenger RNA from Camellia sinensis, 1465 nucleotides. Lineage: Eukaryota; Viridiplantae; Streptophyta; Magnoliopsida; Ericales; Theaceae. The record is from RefSeq and is a predicted model, not a curated record.
AGAAAUGACAAUAUAAUCUUCUUCUUUAGAGCUUAAAUUAAACUUGUCGUGUAAUUUGUUUUUUAUGCUUGUUACCGUGCUGAGAUUUUUCUAAGAAUUCUAAUAGAAAUUUUUCAUAUUUUUACUGUAUGGCUGCAGCUAGAGCUUUUUCUAAGUUCAGGAACUGUUUCUUUAUCCAUCUAUUCUUUGGUGGCCGGAAUAUUUGGCAUGAAUAUUCCAUAUACAUGGAAUGAUCAUUACGGCUACAUGUUCAAAUGGGUGGUCAUCUGUGUAGGGGCAUUUUGUGCCAUCAUUUUUGUACUUAUCAUUUCCUAUGCUCGUUACAAGGGUCUUGUUGGAUCUUGAAAUUCAUAAGUUGUGUCCUGUUAGACUCAGCUUUCUUGACCCAAUACAUAUAUGGCAGUUGGAGAUGGCGGAAACAUAGAAACAACUGAUGUUGAUCAUGCAGAUGACAAAUGUCCACCACAGAAUACUUACCAGAAAUUGGAGGGAUCCCAACAAAUGGAGCUGGUUUAAUAGAGUACAGGUGCCACCCAUUUUGGUCCCAGAAAUAUUGCCCUUCACAUGAGUAUGAUAACACGGCCCGAUGCUGCAGUUGUGAGCGUUUGGAGUCUUGGAAUGUAAGAUACGUAUCUCUAGGAGAUGGACGGAGUCCAUGUUUAGAGUGCAUGGAAUCUUCUAUCAUGGAUACUGGUGAUUGCCAACCACUCUACCAUGCCAUUAGAGACUACUAUGAAGGAAUGAACAUGCAACUAGAACAGCAAAUUCCGAUGCUUCUGGUCAAAAGACAAGCCCUUAAUGAAGCUAUUGUAGGCGAGAAAAAUGGCUUCCAUCACAUGCCUGAAACAAGGGGUUUAUGUUUGUCAGAAGAGCAGACAGUUACCAGUAUACUUAAAAGGCCAAGAGUAGGGAACCACCGACUUGUAGGAAUGAGAACACAACAUCAAAAGCUGACUCGAAAGUGUGAAGUCACAGCCAUUCUUGUUCUGUAUGGUCUCCCAAGAUUACUGACAUGUGCGAUUCUUGCUCAUGAGUUAAUGCGUGGGUGGUUACGCCUUAAAGUAGGAUCGACAUUUGAGAAAAUGAUAUUUUUUCUUCUGUCUCUCCAAAAGUCAUAUUCUAGGUAAUUGUUGCUUCUGGAGCUGUGAAGCAUGAGGACCUUGUUGAGCAAGUGAAGAAGUUGUUUACCAAAUUGUCAUCGGAUCCAACCACAACUUCUGAAUUAGUUGCCAAAGGACCAGCAAUUUUUUCAGGAUUUUUUGUGUUAAAAUCCUUUGGUUUUUUAUUUCUCUUAUUUUUUCUUUUUUUCCUUGGAUCUGACAGUGUGUGUUUUGGUUCACUUCUUAUUUUUUGUAUUAAAUGGGGGAGUGGUGAGAGAGAGAGGAGGGUAAUGUUAUUUUGUGGCUUUGUAUAUAAGGUAGUAAUUUUUUGAUUGAGAAUUGUGAAUUCAAUUUUUGAAUAUGUU